AUGCAUAUCUAUCUUUCCAUCUAUCUAUUUAUCUAUCUGAAUAUGUUCGUAUCUAUCAAAAUCACUUCAUAUCUAAUUAAGAAGCUAUCUAGAUAUUCUAUACCCCACAACACUAUCUAUCUAUCUAUCUAUCUAUCUAUUGCAAUAUUUUCAUAUCUAUCUAUAAUCCCUUCAUAUUCAUUUAACAACCUGGCACCAUUCAUAUCUAUCUAUCUAUCUAUCUAUCUAUCUAUCUAUCUAUCUAUCUAUCUAUCUGUUGUAAUAUUUUCAUAUCUAUCUAAUACAAUCAUUUCAUAUCUAAUUAACAAACUAGUACCUUGUAUAUCUAUCUAUCUAUCUAUCUAUCUAUCUAUCUAUCUAUCUAUCUCUGUGUACCAAUAUCAAUAUCUAUGUACCAAUGUCAAUAUCUAUCUAUCUAUCUAUCUAUCUAUCUAUCUAUCUAUCUAUCUAUUUCUGUGUAUCAAUAUCAAUAUCUAUGUACCAAUGUCAAUAUCUAUCUAUCUAUCUAUCUAUCUAUCUAUCUAUCUAUCUGUUUACCAUGCAUAUCUAUCUAUCUAUCUAUCUAUCUGUUUGAAAAUGCCAUCCAAAAAUCAUGAAUAUAAGUUUUUCCUUCAUUUAAAAUUAAGCCUAUAA
Molecule: messenger RNA, 633 nt
Organism: Acanthosepion pharaonis
Lineage: Eukaryota; Metazoa; Mollusca; Cephalopoda; Sepiida; Sepiidae
Source: the annotation of a GenBank genome assembly